AUGCCUGGCCCUCCCGGCCUCUGGCGGCACUUGCUGCCAUGGCCUUCAACGGCCGACGCCGAAUCCGAUGCCGCCCCGACGACUUCAACGGCCGAACCAUUGCAGAGCCGCUUCGCCAAGCGCGAUUUAUCAGAUGGCGCCGUCGCCGGUGUCACGGUCGGCGUCGUCUUCUCCUGCCUGCUCCUCGUCUUUUGCCUCUACCCCGUCGUCGUUGGCUUCUUGAAGCGUCGCAAGAGGGAUAGGCGCCUCAAUCAGCACCUCGAUCUCGAGGCUCCCAUUACGCAUGGACACGACCUAAGAGAUGGCCCGCGCCCGCGGCUUUCGUCAAGCGACUCUUUGAAAAACAGCCAUACCUUGUCCAGAGGAUACGACUUUGAUCCGGCCGCCCAAACCGAAGGAGCGCCCAGCCCAGACCCUGCAUUGCUCAAUUUUGCCUGUUACGACCCGGCGACCGCAACGGGCACCGUCGAAUACAUGCCCGAGCAUAUGGUCGAUGAUGGCCAACCAGGGGUACUCAAAGGCACAAGCGAAGACUACUACCGAGCAUCGAUACCUUCUUCAGCCUUUGGCAUGAGUGAUGUGCCCUUCAGUGUCGAGCCCUCGACGACGUCGAGAGCUAGUUUGCUAUCACACAAUGUCCGCCGCAUGUUCCGCCGCAAAAGUGACAGGAAUCAAACCUUGAGCUCUGUCGGUUCCUCCAGCAAUGGUACCGAGCAAGGUGCGACGCCGCUGCAACGCAUCAUCACGGCCGAGGAGGCCAUGGCCGAGUCGCCGACGCAGCUCUCGCCAAGCUCUAGCCCAUCUCCGCAGUCUCGUUCUGUAAAACUACCACCAUUGGUUACGCCAAAAGGACCAUCUGCUGAGUCUCCCGAUACCGCCUUAUCCAACACGUCGCCACGGACACUCCUCCACUCGCCAUCACCUCCACAUAACCCAGCACCCGGAACAGUGAACCCCAUGGACAUCAUGGCGCCUAGUACGGAAUCAGAACUGUGGCACAGAACAGAGGCUCAGAUAUAUGCAUCGUCGUACGAAGCGCCGCCUCCACAGCCGCUACAGUCUCCUGCGAACAUGGAUCAGUCUUCACCAGACGACAUGAAUCUAGCCAGCUCGCCAGAGGCAAUCGUGAGCUCGACAAACGAAAAUACGCCGGAGCAGAACAAUUUCGCACAAAGCCAGUCUGACGCAAGUGAAGAGAAGCGUAUUUACACGGACAACAUCAAACCUGUAGGACGUCAUCCAAGCUUCCCGUCAGAACAUUCAACGCCUCUGCCCGGCCCAGGAUUCACCGAUGUCUCAUCACAAAAUACCCCAUCAACACAGCUGGAUACCCCGUCUCCAGACUCGCAGAACAGCUCCGACUUUCGCCACAGUGCUUCCCCAGAGGUUAUCGCGAACCAUGUAGCCUCGCCUGUAAAGAACCAGGACGGCAUGUAUCAUUGCGAUGAACCUGGCUGCACCCAGUCUUUUGAUCAACCACACAAGCUCAAACAUCACCAGCGAUAUCACAGCAAAGACCACAAGUGCAUGUAUCCCGGCUGUGGCAAGGGCUUUGGCACCAAAACACACUUGCAGCGUCACAUCAACGAUAGACACGAAAAGAAGAAGAAAUUUCAUUGCUCGAUAGAGGGUUGCGACUACUCAAAGCUUGGUGGCAGGGCGUUUCCCAGAAAGGACAACUGGAAGCGGCACAUGAUCAAGAUUCACAACCUCGAGCAACAGCAGCUACCCAGUCCCGUCGAGGUGGAUGUGGAAAUGACAGGCGUAUAG
Molecule: messenger RNA, 1770 nt
Organism: Beauveria bassiana ARSEF 2860
Lineage: Eukaryota; Fungi; Ascomycota; Sordariomycetes; Hypocreales; Cordycipitaceae
Product: zinc finger protein 76 (expressed in testis)
Exons: 2
Coding region: 1-1770 (589 amino acids)
Biological process (GO): regulation of transcription by RNA polymerase II
Cellular component (GO): nucleus
Molecular function (GO): DNA-binding transcription factor activity, RNA polymerase II-specific; RNA polymerase II cis-regulatory region sequence-specific DNA binding
Source: RefSeq, a predicted model, not a curated record